CGGUGGCGGUGCCGCCGCUGUUGGUUGGUACUCAGCUGAGUUGGAUCAAUAUAAAAUGUUUUCCAUUGCGCCGCGUUCCGUUCAGUUGAAAGCUUAAUUCCAUACCGAUAGCACCACACCAUAUAAGAUACUACCACCACUCACCAAAGAUUUUGGAUAUAUUCUUCUUCAUUUUUGUUUCUUGUAUUGUUAUUUGAAAAUUAAACUUACUUCUCGAAAAGCAGGAAAAGUUUUCGCAUAGUUCAGUUGCAGUAGUCUUUAAGUAUUUGGUGGAUAUAAAGUUUCGAUUUGUUAUCGAUCGCUGUGAAGAAUUCUAUUUAUGAAGUUUUAUCUUUUCAAAUAAAUAAAAUUGAAAAAAGGACUGUCGAGAAAAUCCUUGAAAAUAAUUAAAGAACAACAAAAAAUACUUCCUCUUUCCCCCUUUAGGAAACACAACUCUACAAAUAAAAGCAGUGCUAUUGACUUUUAUUGCUAAUUUAUAAUUUUUAAUUAAAAAAGAAAAUAAAAAUGGCAACAUACGCUGCAUUCAAACACGUUGAAUUAUACAAUGUUGGUAAAACCAAGAAGAGGGUCUUGAGACCACCAGGUGGCGGCUCCAGUGACAUUUUUGGUUCAGAUGUUCCAUCCACACCAAGAAGUGUAAAAAAUCAUAUGCAAUCAAAUAUCUUUUCAUGUGAAAAGGGUUCAAUGAAAAAUAAUGCCCGACAAGGAGCUCACAGAUUUUAUCUCAUUGGUGAUCAGCCACGCCGGGGUCAAAAAAACACAGAUUCGUAUACUCGUCUAUUUGGUGAUGUAGAGCGUCCAUUUACACCAGCCAAAAAUCACAUGAAGAGUAACCUUGGUUUUACCGGCAAUAGUGCUGCUUCGGAAAAUGGUAACUGCAGUGCUGCAGCUAAUGGUAAUGGGCAUCAUGCUAGUAAUGGUCGGAAUGGUAAAUUCGAAAAUGGUGGUUCGUCAUCAUCGGCAUCGUCAGUAUCCUCUUCCACCGAGAAUUUAAAGAUAAAUGGACUCUCAAAGACAGUGUUUUACCGUAAGAUGAGUGGUAAACUCGGUGAAACAUCUGGUGCUUCACCACAGCAUUCACAAAGUGAUAUACCAACCGAUGAAAAGACCAACUUAUCCAAUGAUAUUCCUUUGGCGAGAAGUUUAUCAUCAAUCAAACUUACAGAGAAUACAAUAGUUGAUAGUAGCUCACCAAGAAGCAAUCAAAUAAAUAGCUCUGAAGACUCAAGAUCUGAAUUGACAAUUUCAACUUCAUUUUCUCAGAAGUCUACUAGUGCAACAAGUGGAUCAAAUAAAUCAACUCCACGCAAUCCCAUCACAGGAUUGGGUCUUGGAGCUGAAUUGAAGUCCCGUCGUAAUGUUUCGCGCAGAGAUGGAAACCCUGUCACUGGAGAAGGAUACAAACCAGCUGGAGCUGAAAUAAAUACAACUAUCCCAAGUCUAAAUGGUGCCAACCAAGUGAUCAACAAAAAUCGCAUUCCACCUGGUGGCUUCUCUUCCGGUCUUUGGUAGAUAACGAUAUGUGGGAAUCCAUCGUUAAUUUUGUCACAAAAUAAAUAACAAAGAAAAAUUUUGAAUGAAAAAAGGAUAAUAAAUAACAUUCGCUAAAACCAACAAUUAAUAUAAAGAAACUAUAAAGCGAAAUGCAUUUAGAAAAAAACAAAAACAAAAAACUUACACUUAGAAUCAUUACAAGAAAACCACAUUUAGGACCUAAAUAUUAAAUAUUAUUUAACUCAAGCUAGAUGAGAAUAACAAAAAUGUUAUUCCAGAAACAAGUAAAUAAGUUCAUAUACAUUUAUCUUUAGAUAUUUAUCAAAAUCAGGAAGAAAAUUCAAGCAAAGCAACGCGAAGUUAUUUGUUUUCUUCACUGUCAAUUCUAAUAGCAACAAAUUUUAUUUAGAAAUACUUAAAAACGUUCUCAACACUCUUAAUUGUGAGUUUUCUUAGUUUGUCAAAAAAAAAAAUGAUUUAGAUUUAACAGAAAGAACGACAUUAAUAAAGAAUUAAAUUAGACUGCCGAAAUUAAAACGAAAAUAUAAAGACAAAAAUUAAAUUUAAAAAAAAAGAAUCAUCUUCCAAAAAAAACCGAACAGAAACAAAAUAAUGUUUUUAUAUUCAUCUGCAUGUUGUUUCUCUUAAAUUUUAUUUAUAAUCAAUUAUAACACCGUUAUAUUUAGUAAUUCUAUUUCAAAAAUAAGAAAUCUAUCUUAUAUUUUUUUUACACUCGACUGACGUACGUUUACUAAAAUACAAAUAAUUAAACAUAAAACAUAGAAAAUUGGGCCUUAUUCGAAAAAAAAAGUUUUUUUUUCCAAGAAAAUUCGAUUAAAAUAUUAUAACACACACACAAAAAAUAAAUUAAAAGUAGCUCAAAAUGUAAGGAUAGCAAUAUAUUAAUAUUUCCUUAUAAAAACAAAAGCAUCCUAUACCAAAUUAUUUUAUGUUUGCAUUCACAUACAAAUCUUAUAAUCAUCAAUUCAUCAUUUAAAUUCAAUUAUGUUUUUCUACAAAAGGAAUAUUACUUUUCUUUUUAUUAAACUCAUUUAUAUAACUUUAAGGUAUACCUACUCAUUUCAUGUAAUUUCUUUCAAUAAUUUGUAAUAAUUUCUUAACUUUACACAUUACAUUUUAUAUUGUAAAAUAUUCGAAACAAAACACAAUUGUUUUGUUCAAUAAAAAAAAUCAAUAAAAUUUUAAA
Messenger RNA from Eupeodes corollae, 2704 nucleotides. It is a transcript of the gene Jupiter, whose product is annotated as microtubule-associated protein Jupiter. Bases 508 to 1515 code for a protein of 335 amino acids. NCBI's taxonomy places the organism in Eukaryota, Metazoa, Arthropoda, Insecta, Diptera, Syrphidae. The transcript has 8 exons. Gene Ontology annotation, cellular component: nucleus. The record is from RefSeq and is a predicted model, not a curated record.